AUGUUGAUGAAGCUGACAAGCGCUGAAGGCAUUAAACUCCUUGCGGCACGAAACAACUUCUACAUCCCCAAUGCUUUGGGCUUGAGGGAGCUGAUUUGUUUUCUUGAGGUCUGUUGUGGGGAUGCCGGAAAAACUCACAAAUGCAUUGCCAAGAUGCGAUGCCGUUGCUUCACAAAGCAAGUGUUAGAUAGAGUAGAGAAUCAAAGGCUUGCGUUGAAGGAGCACCUGAAGAACAUGACCAAAGGGUGCAGUGAAGCCGAACGCUUCCUCUCCAAGGAACUUAGUGUUGUUGUGGCCCCGCCGGGCCAAGAAUUGAUGAGAUCUUCCAAAGGAGAUUUGGAAGGCAAAGCGGACAGCUUACAUGAUCGAGAUCCUGAUGGCUGGUCAGCGUUCUUGCUGGCGGCUCAACUCAACGACACGGCAGCUGUGGAGUGGAUGCUGAAGGAGGACAAGACCAUCGCAUUGAAACCGAAUCAGACUGGUCAGACAGCGAUGCUAUGGGCAACUUUUUGGAAAUCCAAGGAGAUGCUGCAACUCUUCAACCGCUAUUGCCCCUUGCAACUGACGCGAGCAGACAAGGAGGGACUGGCCAGACUCAAGGAAGUGCAGGAGAGAGCGUACCAGACCGAUGACUUGGUAGCAUUGUCACUGCUUCAGGUGGAUGCCAAUGACUUUGAAGCUGCCAACGGGACUGCUCACUCAGAGCAAGCCAGAACAAGUCUGCGUCGCCGCAUGGUAGAUGGCGUGGCAGCUUCAAUCACCAGGGCCAAGGUGUUUGUUUCCAAAGCCGGCAUCUUAGGCUUGAGCCUUGAGUUUCCCGGCGACCAAGUGAAAGAGUAUCCCACCAAUGCACACGAAGCUUUGCAGAAUCAAGCCGGUGAGUGGAAGUUGUUGCACCUGGAGUCCAAGCACAUCGUGAAGAUCCGCAGCUGGGAUUCCACGGAUUCUUCUGAGCCUUCUGCUCUUUGCGCGCGCCUGGAGAUUACAGCACUGCGCCCUGGUGGUGUGCCGGAAGUCUUCAGCUUCCCCAGCAAGUGCGUCAACAAUCCCAGCUUCGAGUAUCCAGCGGAGGGGACGCUGCAGGAUAGCCAGAUUGUGGAUUUGCAGUUUGAUGGCAAGGGUAGUUGUUUGGAUGUCACUGUUGCCCCAAAUCCCCAGGCCAGUCUCAAGGGUUUGAAUAGCCUCUUUGUAUCACCAAGCGCGACCGGGACUUUACAUGGGAAGGGCAGUUUGGAGCAGUUCCUGCUCGAGACCUUGCUUCCACAUUGGGAAAAGGAAUGGAAGAAACUUUGGCCAAAGCCAGCUAAAAAGGAUUUGCUGGAGUGGAGUGAUGGAAACUCAAUGAAGGGUUUGGUAGAAGCUGCCAAGUUCUUCGUUUUGAAGGCCAUUGCAGAAGGUUCGCCCGCCACGCCCCAAACCAUUUUUGCCCUCCAUGUCCACACGCUGAGCUCGCGCAUCCCACGAGAUUGCCAGCGAGCACUCUCAAGCAAAGAUUCGCCUUUGCGUCACCUGUGGGCCCCCUAUGCUCAACACAUCUCUACCGCUUUGAAGGCCUGCCCCUUGUAUUGGGGCUAUGUGUUCCGUACGGAGACUUUCCUGUGUGACGGUGAGGCUCCAUGCGUCGCGGAGUAUCUUCGCCAGCACCGGAUCAAUGUAGGGUCCGAGAUCUCAUGGCCCGGAUUUGCGAGUGGCACGAGCAGUUCUCAAGUGGCCCGGAAUUUGCUUUUGGGACAUGACAUCGGAGAGAGACCGGACAAAAAUGCCGGUAUUGUCUUUAAGAUCAUUGAAGCACGGGCAGUUUCGGUGGCCCCCUUCUCGAAGUUCCCUGAGGAAGCAGAAGUGAUUUUCGAGCCAGGAUCGAAAUUUGAAGUGAAGGGCUUCUACAAACUCACGGAUUUCAUUUUGGAGGAUGGUGGAUCUGCCCUGGACUGGCAGGAGUGGAAGGUUUCUUUCGAUGUCAUCAAGCAACCUCAACUGAAGCUGGAAGCUGCUGGAAAGGAAAGAGACCUCGUGGUGCUUUUGCAGCAAGUGCCAGCUGAGGUUCCGCCCACGACUGGCUUCGUCGGCGGGAAAUGCAUUCGUCCAACAGAGCUUCGAGGGAUUCGGCUCUCAACGCUGGAGAGGAUCUGGCGGGAAGAGAUUGAGACGCACGCCGACCCUGGGCAUGACAAGACCAAAUGCUGGACCAUGCAUGAGGUGGUUGAGCACAUCAUCAAGAAGAAAACGGCAAAACGCGAAGUGAGCUAUUCGGAGUUGCUGGAAGAGAACAAGGUUGAGUACUUUGUGACGCAUUGGUGGGGCCAGGAGUUCCGACAUUUGGUUCAGGCAUUGAAGCAAUUUGCCAAGGGGCUCGGUGAUGGAACGUCAGACCCAGCCUUUUGGAUAUGUUCCUUCGCCACCAAUCAGCAUGAAGUGGAGAGAGGCAUUUCUUUGGCCUUUGGCCCUUUCAACCUUGCACUCAAGGCUUGCAAGCGAGUGGUCAUGGUUUGUGAUGAUGACUUUGCCACCUUCAGUCGUGCAUGGUGCCUCUAUGAGGCGAUGCGUGCCUUCCAACUUGGUCUUCCCCUUGACCUGACAACCCCUGCAGGAUGUCUUACCAAAUUGCCUGCGCGCCAGCAGUCACUUGGCCUUGAGCUGAGGGAUGUAUUCCAGAAACUUGGGCACAAAGUGCUGCAAAUAGACGUUGCAAACGCCAAAGCCUCCAAGCAGGAAGACAAAGACAGGAUCUUGCAGGAGAUUGAGUUGGUUGUUGGACAUGAGCAGCUGAACCUGUGCUUUCGCUCCUUUUUUGGGAACCUGCUUCAAAAUUUCGCGAAGCGACCAGGACCAGAGGGUUGGGCAGGACACUCUGCGCAGCUGUCCUUUCAACUCGAGAUGGCCCAGUAUGAAGCCCGCAGAGUGUCCUGGCACGGCCGUCAGGAUUUGCACUCCAAGGCGCAGUCCUGUGACACGAUGAAACUCCAACAGCACCUGCGGCAGAUGGGACUAGCAGCAGCUGAGGGAUCUUCGGCCGAGGACGACGGAUGUGCCUUGGAUGUGCGGGAUGAUCGAGGAAGGACGCCGCUGCAUUAUGCAGUUCGUUACAAUCCCAAGGCGGAUGAGGUCGUGGAGCUUUUGCUGAGAUCCCGUGCGGACACGGUGGCCAAGGACGAUCAUUUGGUGCAGCCUUUGCAUUGGGCCGCAGCUGCUGGACACUACGUCGCGGUGGAAAGGCUGAGCUCUGACAAGUCCAUUGUGGCCAAGGAUGACAUGGGCCUCACACCACUUCACUGGGCAGCACUAAAUGGACGGAGCCAGAUUGUGGAAUACCUGAUCCACCAGAGGGCUACUAUUGACGCCCCAGCACAAGGCGCACUUGGACGGACGCCGCUGCUUCUCGCAGCGGCAGCUGGUGAAGAGGAGGUUGUCAUCAAGUUGCUGGACCACCAGGCCAAGCUGACCACUGCAAAGAAUGGAUCUUCCCUUCUACAUGAGGCGGCGAAGCAUGGCGCGGCCAACGUGUUGAAGAGAUCUUUGCAAUCCUUCAGCCCAGAGGACUUGAACCGGGCCACACCCGAGGGCCUUCUACCCGCUCUUCACCUGUUGUGCAUGUAUGGUGCAGGAGCAAGUGAUGAGGGUGGACCGAGCCGGCUUGAAGCGCUGCGCCUGUUGUUGGAGCACCGCGCCGACCUUGAAGCAAGAGACUCACAAGGCCGCACACCCUUGCACCGAGCUGCUAGCGCCGGAGCUUCUGAGCUCCUGGAGCUCUUGUGCGUCCAGUUGCUGGAGGCGAAGUGCUCCUUGGAUCCAGUUGCCACGGACGGAACCACACCGCUCCAGGUGGCCGCGUGCUGCAACCAUCACUUAGUGGUGAGUUGCCUGAUCCAAAGAGGUGCCGAAGUCAACAAGCAGAACAAGGAGGAUAGAAGUAGAACAGCUCUUCACAUGGCGGCCGAGGUGAAAGCAUAUGAAGCAGCAAAGACACUGCUCAAUCACGGGGCCGACCAUGCACUGCAGGACACCCACCAAACUGAUGCACAAACUGUAGCCAAGGAAGCUGGUUACGAUCUUCUUGCUCUACUCCGGCAGAAGUUUCAGGCGCUGGCGCUGCCAAAGCAGAUGGAGUGCCCCACAAACGUGGGCGGACAUGCUGCCACUCACUCGUUCCUGAACAUCUCUGAUGCGCGGCUGGAAGAAAUCUUCGAGAGGUUCAAGGAGGUGUCGGGCGAGAUGAAGGUCCGCCACCUGGACGAUGCCAUGCGCGUCGCGCGGAUGAACCCGCAGGACUUCGAGGUCCAAGAGUUGCUACAAUGCUUCCGAGUCUUCGAUCGCCAGGGCACAGGCGUCCUCUCGCGGCAGAGCAUCCACAAGAUCAUGGGCAUGGGCAACCCCAGCUUCUCCGAGGGUCAGUUGGAGGACAUGCUCCAAAAGGUGCACGGCACCAGCCCGAGCGGGGCUGUGCAGUACUUGGACCUGGCGCUCUUCCUCCUGGGGCCCGAGGAGGAGGUGCAGGAGGAGGUGCAGGAGGUGGAGGAGGUGCCGGAGCAGAAGGACAAAGGGCACUCCGAAGAGAAGAAGGACCUGCCGACGAGCUCGGGCGGCUGGGUGGCCACCUGGCGGACCAGCCUUGACGCUCCCGAUCCCGCCGGGCCGCGUGCUGACGAGUAUGAAGUGACCUUGGAUCAGACGAAUGGAAGCAGGAUGGGAAUCGAUUGGCUGGCCGGCGGCAAGAUGCUCAUCGUCCAAGGUAUCGAUAGCGGUGGCCUGGUUGAGGAGUGGAAUGAGAUGAUGCCUGAGCUAGAGGUGAAGGAGAAUCAUCUCAUCGUGGAGGCAAACGGAGUCCGUGGCAGUGCCCAGAUGAUCGAGGAGUGCAUGAAGGAUCAGGAGUUGCAUCUCAGAGUUCUCAGGGUGGACGAUGACGACCCCUGGAGCAACAAGGACUACGUCUUGGCGCAGGUCGCUCGGAACGUCUCCUUCCUCGAACAAGCCUCCGUGGAGCUCCGAGACGAUCCCGACGUGAUCCUGGCCGCGGUGCUCCGAGAUCCCUUCGACGCCCUGCGCUUCGCCUCGGAGAGGCUGCGGACCGAGGCGGGCUACGUGGAGGAGCUGGUGCGACGAAGCAAGGCCGCUUGGCUCGUGCAGUUGCCUGGCCUGGAACACUUCCGCGCGGAUUUGGACUUUGUCGAGCGAUGUGAAAAGGUGGCGGGGACAGGGCUGGUGUUUACCUACUAUGAGAGUUCUACCUGCUUCCUGAGCAUGCGAAAGGCCUUUAAAGCCACGGGGGCAUCGGUCCCGGGUGGCAUUGCAUACGAUGCUGUGAUGGCGAAGCUGGAGGAGGAAGGUGAAGGAGGCUCUGCUACCGUGUGGUUUGGAGAUGAGCCCGUCUUCGGCGUCAACGCCGACGAUGGGAAGUGGAGACAUCCGCCGGACGACUGCGGUCGUGACCAAAAGGAGGUGCCGGCCGAGGCUGAGCGCACAGGCAUGUGGAACUGCAAGGUGGAGGGUCGCAAAGGUGAUGUGAUGCCCAUCGCUGGGCGCAAGUACAACUGCUGGUGCUGUCACUGGUUACGCAAGGUUCGCGAGGCACACGAGAAAGGUGCAGUGAUUUGCUGCGCUAUCUCGAACAUCUACAACGCAGACUGGGUGCAACGUCAUGGCGCUGGGUCCUCGGAGCUCAGUGAUGAACAGGCGGCCAAGUUCAAGCAAACCAUACCGGAAGUCUUCAAGAACGGAAAGCCUGAUGGAUGGGGCAAGGGCCGGAUCCACGUGAGCAGCGGCCAUGACUACGCACGUGAAGCUCCGAUCCACCCACGCACUGAGUUGCCCUUGGGGGAAGGAUGUCGUUGGGAGCGGUGGGCCUUGGAUGGGCAGAACUUUGCGGUUUUCGCAUUCUUUAUGCCCUGA
Durusdinium trenchii is the source of this 5883-nucleotide messenger RNA. The record is from the annotation of a GenBank genome assembly. Lineage: Eukaryota; Dinophyceae; Suessiales; Symbiodiniaceae.